Molecule: messenger RNA, 1420 nt
Organism: Populus nigra (black poplar)
Lineage: Eukaryota; Viridiplantae; Streptophyta; Magnoliopsida; Malpighiales; Salicaceae
Product: metal tolerance protein B-like
Exons: 2
Coding region: 230-1354 (374 amino acids)
Biological process (GO): zinc ion transmembrane transport
Cellular component (GO): plasma membrane; vacuole
Molecular function (GO): zinc ion transmembrane transporter activity
Source: RefSeq, a predicted model, not a curated record
AUAAGACUGAUAUGCUCCACAAUUUUUAAAGGAUGCCUUUCCUGUUGAACAGCGGUCCCGCCGGCUGGUCUUUCACAUCGAAAAUAUGGAAAGGACUUGAAUCUUUCUCUGUCUCUCCAUAUAAGGAGAUUCGUAACCAAUUUCCAAUCAAGUUUUGAUCUUUUUCACGUUUAUGAUCAACCCAAUUCCUCAAUUCUUGAGAUUGAAGCCCUAAAGCGUAUCAUAGCUGAUGGAACACGAGGAAGUCUCCAUUUUGAGAUCAGAGGACCGUAAUGAUAUUGAAAUGGCUAUUGCAUCCAAGGAAAGAUCCGUCCUUCCUAUUGAACCCCAGCUAACUUACAGUCCUGUUUGUACCUUCACCAAACAAGAAAGUUUUACUGUGGAAUCAGAAGAGCGAUCAAAGUCAGCAAUGAAACUUUCUGGACUCAUUAUUUUCUAUUUAAUAGUUAUGGCAGUGGAGGUCAUUGGUGGUGUGAAAGCCAAUAGUCUUGCAGUUAUCACUGAUGCUGCACAUUUGCUAACUGAUGUUGCUGGAUUCUCUAUUUCCCUUUUCACAGUGUGGGCUUCAGGUUGGGAGGCAACAUCACACCAGUCUUUUGGAUAUGGUCGCCUUGAAGUUCUGGGUGCCCUGCUAUCUGUUCAGCUCAUAUGGCUGAUAUCUGGAUUUUUAAUUUACGAAGCAAUUGACAGAAUUCUUCACAAAAAUGCAGGGGUGAAUGGGGGACUCAUGUUUGCAAUUGCAUUAUUUGGAUUUAUCAUUAAUUUUAUCAUGGUCGUGUGGCUGGGCCAUGAUCACUCUCAUCAUGCAUGCCAUGAUCACAAUCAUGAUCAUACCCACAACCACGAGAGAGAGGAUUUAUGUGCAACAGAUGAAGGGGGGGAGACCAAGCUGGCAUCAAGUUCUCCAGCAAAUACAAAGAUGUUGAACAUAAAUAUCCAAGGGGCUUACCUCCAUGUCAUGGCUGAUCUAAUUCAGUCUGUUGGUGUGAUGAUUGCUGGAGCAGUUAUAUGGGCCAAACCAGAUUGGUUGGUGGUUGAUCUUAUCUGCACUCUACUCUUCUCUACUUUUGUUCUGUUUACUACUUUACCGAUGCUUAGAGAUAUCUUCUGUAUACUAAUGGAGAGCACACCACGCGAAAUCAGUGUUAGCAGGCUGGAGAGUGGUCUGAAGUGUAUUAAAGGAGUUCAAGAUGUUCAUAACCUGCAUGUAUGGUCCCUAACAGUAGGGAAACCAGUGUUGUCUUGCCAUGUAAUUGCUGAGCCUGGCGCCAGCUCUUCUGAAAUUCUUCAUAGGAUAUGGGACUACUGUGAGAGAACACACAGAAUUCAUAAUGUAACUGUACAAAUUGAGUAGGAAGCUUUCAGAUCUCUCCAGCAUGACUUUGUUUCUACAUUUGUCAAAAAUUUUAUUUCUGAAUCA